This is a messenger RNA of Paramisgurnus dabryanus, 1694 nucleotides long. It is a transcript of the gene bnip4, whose product is annotated as BCL2 interacting protein 4. Lineage: Eukaryota; Metazoa; Chordata; Actinopteri; Cypriniformes; Cobitidae. The record is from RefSeq and is a predicted model, not a curated record. Gene Ontology annotation, biological process: mitochondrial outer membrane permeabilization; positive regulation of apoptotic process. Gene Ontology annotation, cellular component: endoplasmic reticulum; nucleus; mitochondrial outer membrane.
ACAAAAGAUUUCGUCAUUGUUUUUCAAGGCGCUCAAGCUGUCCGUAUGUUUGUUUCUCUCAGAGAGUUACUUUAUCUUCCGUUCACGUAUUAACACAUCUUUCUACAUUGUGGGAGCGUAAUAUAAUAAAAAACAACAUUUAAACAACAAUGUCAACGCAGAAGCUUGUAACACAAGAGGAUGGUCUUCACGACUCAUGGGUAGAGCUUCAUUUUGAUUCAAGCAGCGAGCAUAGUGAAGGCACACCAACCCUGUGUGAUAUCACAGACCUGGAAAAAAUGCUCCUGGAAGCCCAACGUGAGUCCAGCAGCAGUUCACGGACAAGCUCCCACUGUAGCAGUCCUCGACGAAUCCAGACACCUCCACUUGUCCAGACACCUCCACUUGUCCAGGUGUCUCCAGUCAUUAGUCCAGCCUCCUUCAACACACACACAAAUGUACAGGAAGAAGUCGUAACCGAGAACAAACAGGAAGCCGAGCUUGUCAUGAGGAUCUGCGACUGGUCCAGCCGUCCAGAGAAUGUACCACACGCAGCAUUUAUUAUUAAACGGCCAAAGAGGAACCAAGUGAGCAAAAGAAACACAGCUAAACCUGAUGAGGAAAUGAACACACAUUUGCUGAAGCUAUUGCUGCCCUCCCUAGUCAUUACACACAUCUUAAUGCUUGGAUUGGGGAUCUGUAUUGGACGGCGUCUCCUUACUCAGUGUUCUGCUAUCUAAGUCAUCAUAGCAAACAAAUGUGUGUAUCCUGUCUCAGGGUCUCUCUGGCACAGGCCCAAGAAAGCACCUGAAAGCAUCUAUUUCCUGGCAUUUGUUCUUCUGGGAAAAUUCAGGUCUUUGUAAGUGGACACUGUGAAAACACGAAACUCUCAGCAAUAACUUUUUCGGUUUCUAGCAGGGAGAUUUUUUUGCCACAGAAUUUAUAUUGUGUAGAUAUGUAACUUCUACAUGGAGAAUGACUUAUAAUUUUCAGCUUUUGAUUUGAGUAAAAAGUGUUAAAAUAAAUAAAUAUAGUGUUAAGGUCACGGUGUAGUUUUUCUUUUAGCUGACCUGCUUUUGUUUUAUAACAGUCCAAGUAAAUAAAUACACAUAUUCCUUAUUCUAAAUCAUGAUAUGCAAUGGAAAAUGCUCCAUAUUUCUGAAAAGAAUAAACUUGUGCUAACCAAAUAUAUAAAUGUUGUGGAAAUAAGUGAUGUUUGUUCUUGACGUUGUUCUUGAUGUUUGUUAUUGACCUCAAAUCUGCAUCUGUUGAUUAGUGUUUGAGGAAUUUUGAUUAUUCAAACAUUGCAAAUAGACAUGUGGGCUGCUGCUGUCAAUAUUCAACAUUUUCCAAUGGCUGUAAAAAUGCUUUAAGACCAGCAGGUGGCAGAAAAAUCCAACUUCUUUAUCUCCGAUCAAGCUUUUUAAAAUUGAGUAAAAUGUUUUUAAAUAAAUUAAAGAGGUAGUAUUUCUACCACUCAAAUACCACACUUUGUCAUUUGCUUAAAAAGUGCCAUGCUGUAUUUGUGUUGGGUUGAAGAAGGAACAAAAACUGAGAUUAUAACUCAUGAUCUGACAUUUUGAGCAACAAUUGACUUCAUUAUAUUCUUUCUAAUGUGUGAAUAUGUCUGCGUUUUACACAUAAAAUUGUUGACUGUUCAGCAUAAAAUGUGAUAUCCAGAUGUUUCAUUUUCUUAUUAUUGUCACAUUCACCUA